AUGACGUACCCCUCAGCUGUCACUUUCCCGAUGUCCCUUCCUUUGAUAAUGACCAACAGUGCCAUCGGCUUGCCUCCCACUCGGAUAAAUCGUCGUCGAUCGACCAAGGCUCUCCAUGAUUUCUUCAGCCGCCCGUUCACUCAAAGUACACGAAUUCUGAACUGUGUUGAUAUUAUCAAGGCCCUAAUUAUGUUCUCUGACAUUCUCCAGAAGCUCACGGUGUAG
This is a messenger RNA of Caenorhabditis briggsae, 225 nucleotides long. The transcript is spliced from 3 exons. The record is from RefSeq and is a predicted model, not a curated record. NCBI's taxonomy places the organism in Eukaryota, Metazoa, Nematoda, Chromadorea, Rhabditida, Rhabditidae. Bases 1 to 225 code for a protein of 74 amino acids.